Symbiodinium pilosum is the source of this 378-nucleotide messenger RNA. The record is from the annotation of a GenBank genome assembly. NCBI's taxonomy places the organism in Eukaryota, Dinophyceae, Suessiales, Symbiodiniaceae.
AUGUCGGCAUCAGAGUCAACCAGCUCAAGGCAGCCGGUGCAGCCUCCGCCUUUGGAGGUCGCAGCAAGCGAGUCUGAACCGCAGGGCAAGGAGGAGCCAGCUGGCCUGGGCGGUAAAGUCGCAAGAUUCUUUGGCAACGUCGGCUACCGUGUUUUUGACAACAUGAGCUUUGUUGGAGAGGUUCUGGUGGAAUUCCUUGAGUUGGACAAGCACCCGUAUCAGCGCGAGAUGGACGAGAUGCGAAGGCAGCAGCGGCGCCGAAAACAAGCGCAGCAGCAGCGCGAGGCCGAUGCCAUUGCGUCCCUGGAGGAGGCAACGGAAACUGAGGCAACAGGAGCUGAAUCCAAACAGGCCCUGGAGACCCCGGCCGCUUUAUAG